AGCGCCUCGCUCGAGCAAGGGGCCCGCGGCGCGGCAGCGGCCUCGCGCCAUGUCGCCGGGCACCGCGGCCGAUCCCUGCGAGGAGGCCGAGCUCGGUGGCCAAUCACCCGAGGGGUUGGUCUCGGAGGACCGCUGCGGAGAGUGCUGCGAGCAGUGCUGCCCCGAGUGCUGCGAUUGCGACAGGUUCUGCCGGCGCUGCCGCCAGCGCUGCGGACACAGAUGGUGCCGACGUUGCUGUAGACUCGGUUGUUGCAGCUGUUGCGUCAGAGGGGCGCCUCCAGAACAGGCGAAGGUAACAGUGGCGUACGCUCUGAAGCACGUCGCCGACGAAAGCGUCCUGCUCGGCUGCCUUCUGCAGUUCAGGAUGCGACCUCUGCUGUAUCAGAGGGUUCUGUUGCUGAUGCUCUUCCUGGUGACAGCCGUCUUCGUGCAGUACGCGGAAAAGGCCAUAGGGCCGAUUUGCGUCCGGGAGUACUUGGCAGAGUGCCCUGCUUUCACAGCACCCUCGGGGUUUCCUUUCGAGCACAUCACAUUGGCUCCGCCUGGUAUCACCGUCCCCGAGGGCACGGCGGUGAGGUACCGCCGUAUUCAAGCUGUUGAUGAUCAGCCUCUUCUUCCCUCUGCUUCCCUUUUCGGUGGCGAGCCCGUAUCAGAGGAGCCAAGAUCCCGUGCAACACGGCGGCUGGACACCGGCACCGGCACGGUCGCCGUGUCGGAUGGCGAGAGAAGCGGCAUGGAAUCGGUCCGGGACUCCAUCCUAGCGAGACUAACCGCCAUGUUUGGUCAGUCGCGCUUCGACUGCAGCAUGCCGAUGUGCGACAUCUUUUACCCGCAGAUGAUCGACUGGAUCAGCCUCUGGCGCCUAACCAACUCGAUCUGGGGAACCACCACCUCUCAUCCGGUGCCCUUCACUUCGGAGGCCGUGCUCGUCGGCUAUUGCAAGUGCGAGGGUCCGCUGUACGACGGCGUCCCCACCGCCCGCGUCACCAACGAGGCCCGAUCCUUCAUGGUGACGCUGAUCUUGCAGACGCUCUUGCCAAAGCUGUUCCGCGCGGCCCUGGAGUGCAGCGCUGGCGGACCCCGCGGAGCUGACGAGUCAACGCCCCGACGUUGCCAGGGGCCCAAGCGGUGGUUCCACGGCGCCACGGUCGCCGCGCUCCUUGCGACCGUGGCGUGGAUGUGCUUGGGCCUCCUCCUGCUGGAGUUUGACCCCGAAGGGUGGAGAGCCGCGCUGGCGGCCUCCGCCUUCUCCACGCCGUCGUGGACCCGCUCACUUCGCUGCUGCAGCUCGCCUUCUGCGUUCGCGCCGGCUGGCCGCUGCGGCGAUGCGGCCUUGCGCCCCCCACCGACCAGCUGCUCGCAAGGCCCUCGCUCUGCGGGUGCUGUGGCGGGCACGCGGGUGCGGAGCCGCGGGCGGAGGCCUCGUGCAUCGGGAGGGCCACGGCGCAGAUGGCGCAGCUCGAGUGACCCGCGAGCGCCACGGCCGCGACGCCAGGCCUCUCGAGCACGUGCAUUCGAUGCUCAACCUCUGCCUCCCCGAGCCUCCGACGUGACGUUUUUUGUUUCCAGAGGAGGAGGUCCCCAGAAGGGGUUCGAGAGCUCAGGGGGCCCACAGGUCGAAUUCGUCACAUCACGUUCGGCGUUUGAGCCCGCGCCGCCGCGCCGCCGCCUCCCCCGCGCACAGAGGUUCCGGCGGGGGCGCCGGCCGCCGCCCCGCGCACAGAGUUUGAAGCAGGGGUGCCAACCAGCCGGCCGCCUCGCGCACAGAGUUUUAAGCCGAGGCGCCAGGCGAUUCUGGAGGUGAUUCCGAAAGAGGCGCCCCCCAACCUCGCCACUGGUACUCCGCGUCCGAGGCAGCGACGCUGGCAGUCGGAGCAGCAACGGCAGACGUGGCAUGCAGCAUCCCCCUCUCUCGACGGAAUGCUGGUAGGGUUAAGUCGGG
Molecule: messenger RNA, 1942 nt
Organism: Prorocentrum cordatum
Lineage: Eukaryota; Dinophyceae; Prorocentrales; Prorocentraceae
Source: the annotation of a GenBank genome assembly